Messenger RNA from Strongylocentrotus purpuratus (purple sea urchin), 2423 nucleotides. RefSeq lists its product as uncharacterized. Lineage: Eukaryota; Metazoa; Echinodermata; Echinoidea; Camarodonta; Strongylocentrotidae. The record is from RefSeq and is a predicted model, not a curated record. The transcript is spliced from 2 exons. Bases 26 to 1732 code for a protein of 568 amino acids.
AUAAGGGUGGAAUGAAGGUCAUAUAAUGAGGGGCAUAUGUACACAAAAGUAUUUUAUUUCAUAUUUCUCGGUAACGAGAAUACAUGAGAGCCCGCCCGCAACGCUACAAUCAAUACGUUCGUCGCGCUUACAUCGUAUGAUAUACGAAAUCUUCGAGCUGCAAAAAUCUGUUUAUAUUUUUGCAAUCCUUCGUUUCCGGCAGAGUUUUUUGCCGAAAUCCACUCGUAGAAAAGUUUCUGACACUUUUGAAACGGGUUUUGUUCUAAAAUGGACAAAUCUUGGGACUCUAAAAAAUUUUGAAAUCCCAUCUUCUGCUCGGUGCCUGCCGGGCACGAGCAAGUCACCAUCGGAAUCUGCAAUCACGGGGACGGGUACUAACCCGCAGGCAGCCGGGACUAUAAUGCCUACCUUACCCGGUGCUUCUCCCCCGACGAGUAAGGCAAAGCCGAGCUCGGGCAUCGCUGUGGGUACUCCCAAAUGCAAAAUUAGUAGCAAGGCAAAGCCGAGCGAGCAAGAAAAUACUAAAUCGUCUAAGACGAAAGUCAAAUCCUCUGACAAUAAAUAUGUUGGUAAGGCUAAGCCGAACCGCGAGGUUGACAACACGAGCAAGGCUAAGCCGCGCUCGGACUCAAAAUCGAAGUCUGUGGAUUCACGCAUUGAUAAGCUGGAAGACAUGCUUUCUGUGUUAAUGGAGAGAAUCCCUGCCCCGGCACAGCCGGCUCUGGCCCCACAGACAUUCUCCUCUCCGGUUGAUAAAAACACGGAGCCCCUCUCGGUAGGAAGAUUGACCUCGGGGGAAGGCCUUUUGGCCGAUGAUUUUUAUGAUGGAAGUGAAUCGCCAGGUAGCGAACUUCUUUAUGAUACCGACGAUGUCGGAAGCAUGGGCAGAGCUGUUGGUAGUGUGCCUACUACUGCCGGCAAGGGACAAGAUACAAUUCCCAUGAUCGCCGCAAAAUUUGCCAUGCCCUCGGGGAUUGGUGCCCCCUUACAUGACGACAUAGCUCAAUCUAUGACUUAUUUGAUGAGCAACAAACUGGAAGAAAAAUCUCUGGAUGAGGCGGCUGAGAAAUAUCUUUCCCCCGAAAACUGUGAAUUGCUUGACACUCCAAGAGUGAACACAAUUAUUUGGGAAAACUUGCGUUCAGCAACUAGAAAUAAAGAUCUGAAAAUUCAGUACAUCCAGAAGUCAUUAACCAAAGGCUUGUGUGCUUUCGCACGAUCUCUGAACCCGGCUACGAUGACCGAGGAGCAGCAUGAUGCAUUGGCGCUGCUAUGUAAUGCCAAUUACGGCCUAAAUUCCAUGAGGAAGAAUUUGAUCAAACCGGAUCUCAACCCUCUUUUUCAUCAUCUGUGCCGGCCAACUUACCCAGUUACCAAACACUUGUUUGGCGAGGAUCUGGGGCGCCAGGUUAAAGAACUGCAAGAACAGCAAAAAGCCACGGCAGGUGUUAUGAACACGAGAAACCAGCCUCAAGACAGGCAUCAACGCUCAUAUCAUCCUUAUCGCAAGGUUACAGACUAUGCCAAGCACACCAUGAAACGAGCUGGCUGGUUCCCCAAUCGAGAUCAAGGCAAUUCGUCAUCCCGUAUGUAUGGGAACUCAGAGCGCCCUUUUUUAGGGCAGCGCCAGAAUUCCAACUUCAAGAAAGGGAAUUCAAAACAGCAGGCAUCACACACCUACACCCCAACAGCAGCCAACAGGGGCAAACAAUCGUACCAUCGCAAGAAGUAGUCGAGGGAAAUUCCCCUUCAGGCUCAAGCACUCAAGAGGCUUGGCGUGCACACUGUGACCUACAUGGAUUAACAGAGAGAACUACAGACAUUAUUGGUGCAUCAUGGAGAGAAUCAACAAAGAAACAAUACAACAUUACAUCUCCAAGUGGAAAAUUUUCUGCGAACAGCACAAACUUCCAUGGAUGCAGGCUAAAGCUAAGGAUAUUUUAGAGUUUUUCAGUGACCUUUUUUACAGACAUAAUGCUAGCUAUAGUGCUAUCAAUACAGCAAGGAGUGCCCUGGCAUCAGUCAUGAGUUUGGAUGAUAGCAACUAUACGAUUGGUUCACAUCCUAUCAUAAGCAAGUACAUGAAAGGUGUUUUCCAGCUAAGAACUCCAACCCCACGCUAUGCUCAGGUUUGGGACGUCAGUAUUGUAUUGGAUUACCUUCGUCUUCAACCAGCUAAUGAUAAGCUUCCUUUGUGUAAAUUGACUCAAAAAUUGAGCAUGUUACUUGCGCUUACUUCAGCACAAAGAGUACAAACUCUUUGGAACCUUAAUUUGGACAAGAUGUGUUUGAAGACGGACUCGGUGGAAUUCCACGUUGAUAGCCUGCUUAAGCAGAGUAAACCAGGAAAUGUUGGUAUAAUGGUGAAGAUAUCAGCAUUCCCAGAGGAUGAACGGCUUUGUGCCGUACAUUGCAUUGAACAA